Messenger RNA from Caenorhabditis briggsae, 675 nucleotides. Gene Ontology annotation, molecular function: calcium ion binding. NCBI's taxonomy places the organism in Eukaryota, Metazoa, Nematoda, Chromadorea, Rhabditida, Rhabditidae. The coding region runs from base 1 to 675 and encodes 224 amino acids. The transcript is spliced from 7 exons. The record is from RefSeq and is a predicted model, not a curated record.
AUGAGCAGUUGGAAACGACGCCCAGCAAUCUCAUUUCCCGCUCCAGGUGAAGAACCAGUCAUUGGAUUCGACUACAAAAUUGAUGUUCCUCUACUCUCGCCAAUUCAUCAGCAUGUUUUUCGACCAUCCAGUCUUCAACAGGUAGUUGAUGAGACCCAUUUCUCAAAAAACGAGGUUCGAGCCAUCUACCGAGCCUUCAAAGAGACAUCUCCGAACGCUGUCAUCAACAAAAAUAUUAUGAGAGAAAAAUUUGCGGAACUUUUCCCCCACGGCGAUAUUGAACACUACUCAGACCUUCUUUUCGAAACAUUUGAUAAUGAUGGCAACGGAACAAUCAAUUUUCAGGAGUUUGUGAAAGCUCUAUCCAUUCUUUGUCGUGGAACAAUGGAUGAGAAACUGGACUGGCUUUACAAGUUAUAUGACCCGAAGGAGAAAGGAGAGAUCACUUGGGACAGACUUUUCUACGUUAUCACUUCUAUGGAUGAUUUAAUGGGUCGGCAAGCAAGACCACAUCAUUCUCGGGAGCAGAAAUGUGAGCGUGCAAACCAGGUUUUUGCGAAAUUCGACAUUGGCAAGAAAGGCAAAAUCACAAAGCAGGAUUUUUUCCGGGUUUGCAAAACUGACAGAACAAUACUGAAUUCAAUUACUUCUUUAUAUACACUUCUUCCCGGAUGA